AUUUUAAAAAAGUCGCUUUCUUUAUUCUUUAAAGAUCUUUUUCUUUUUUUUCUCGAGUCCCUUUUUUUUGAAUUACUAAAGAUUGAUAAACAUUCAAGGAAAUGGACGCAACCACACUUCUUGUCAAUUCACUUUCAAAUGAUCGUGUCAUACGUGAAGAAGCCACUCGUCAAUUAGAAUUAUUGGCACAAGACAACUACCCUACCUAUGCUGGUUCUUUAUGUCAAAUCCUUGCUAAUGAAAGCGCUGAUGACGCUGCUAGAAUGUCUGCAGGUCUUGCUUUAAAGAAUAGUCUAACAGCAAAGGAUUUUGCUCGUAAAGAAGAAUUCUCUCAGAGAUGGUUGUCCAUGCCUGUUGAUCUUCGUAAUCAAAUCAAGCAAGGUGUACUUCAAGGUUUAGCUUCUCCUAAAAAAUCAGUUGGUAGUAUUGCAGGCCAGGUGAUUGCUGCUAUUGCCGAAAUUGAACUACCUUUGAAUGCUUGGCCAGACCUUAUCUCAACCAUGCUUGCCAAUAUUCAAACAACAGAUUCAACAUUAAAACAAUCUACAUUACAAGCUAUUGGAUAUGUCUGUGAAGCUAUUGAUCCCAAUAUUCUCGUCAACCAAUCCAAUGGUAUUCUCACUGCUAUUGUUCAAGGUGCACGCAGUGAAGAACCAAGUCCAGAGGUUCGUAUGGCAGCUAUCAAUGCUUUGAUCAAUUCACUCGAUUUCAUCAAGGCAAAUUUUGAACGCGAGGGAGAAAGAAACUUCAUUAUGCAAGUUGUCUGUGAGGCAACUCAAAGUGACUAUCCUGAUCUUCAAGUGGUUGCUUUCCAGUGUUUAGUCCGUAUCAUGCAAACUUACUAUGACAAAAUGCGCGUGUAUAUGGAAAAGGCCUUGUUUGGGCUCACCAUCACCGGUAUGAAUAACGAAGAUGAACGUGUUGCAUUACAAGCCAUCGAAUUCUGGUCAACGGUCUGUGAUGAGGAAAUUGAUAUCAAAGAUGACGUAUAUGAAGCUCAGGAAGCAGGAGAACAACCCGAACGCGAGCUCCAUCAUUUUGCUGAAUUGGCGCUUCCCGAGAUUUUACCCAACCUGUUAUGGCUUUUGACGAAACAAGAAGAAGAUUACGAUGAGGAUGAAUGGACAGUGGCUAUGGCUGCUGCCACCUGUCUUUCUUUACUCGCUCAAUGUGUUGGUAACCUUGUGAUCUCGCAAGUCGUGCCUUUUAUCGAAAGCAACAUCCGCAACGAAAACUGGAGAAAUCGUGAAGCAGCCGUCAUGGCCUUCGGCUCUAUCUUGGAUGGUCCUGAUGCAAAUGUGUUAACUCCUCUGGUUGAUCAAGCUUUGCCUACAUUGAUUCAAAUGAUGAGAGACAGUGUUGUCCAUGUGAAAGAUACUGUUGCUUGGACACUCGGUCGUAUCUGUGAGUUACUCAUUCACUGUAUCAAACCAGAUGUUCAUUUGAAUGAAUUGAUUGCUGCUCUUGUCUUUGGUCUUCAAGAUAGCCCUCGUAUCGUCGGCAACUGCUGCUGGUCUUUAAUGAAUUUGGCUGAACAAUUGGGACCUGUCUUGGGUGAUGAAGCGCCUACGUCUCCUCUCUCACUCUACUUUGACGGCAUCAUCACUGCUUUAUUACAAUUUACUGAAAGAGCUGAUAAUGAAGCCAACUGUAGAACCUCUGCUUAUGAAGCCAUUUCAACACUUGCCAUGUACUCUGCCAAUGAUUGCAUUCCUACGGUUCAAAGAAUUGUCCUGACUGUUUUAGAUCGAUUGGAGACCACGAUGGCUAUGGAAAACCAAAUUCUCGAUGCUGAUGACCGAGCCAACCACUCUGAAUUGCAAUCAAGCCUUUUGGGUGUCUUGACCAACUGCAUCCGUCGGUUGGGUGGCGAUAUCAGUGCCAUUGCCGAUCGUAUCAUGACUGUCAUUCUUCAAUUACUCAAUAAUCAGUCCAAGCAAGCGACGACUACUGAAGACGCCUUCUUGGCUGUUGGCGCAUUGACCAGUGCUCUCGAAAGCGGUUUUGCCCGCUAUGCUGAACCCUUUAUACCUAAUCUCUGUAAUGCCUUACAAAAUCCUGCUGAAUACCAAUUAUGUUUCAUUGCGGUGGGUAUCAUUGGCGAUGUCAGUCGUGCCCUUGGCAAAGAUGUCUACCCUUACUGCAACAAUCUCAUGCAGUUGCUCGUAUCUAACCUCCAGAGCCCUAUUCUUCACCGUACAGUCAAGCCUGCAAUCCUGUCUUGCUUUGGUGAUAUCGCAUUGGCAAUCGGUGAACUGUUCAACACAUAUUUGGAAGUUGUCAUGAUGGUCUUACAACAGGCAGGUAGUAUGCGAGCUGAUAAGGACAACUAUGACAUGCUGGACUACGUUCAUUCAUUAUAUGAAGGCGUUGUUGAAGCAUAUGUCGGCAUUGUUCAAGGAUUAAAUCAUACACCCUCUGCUCCUGCCUUACUGCCUUAUCUUCCUCCCGUCUUUGAGUUCAUUCAUGUCAUUGCCGCUGAUCCAACAAAGGGCGAUUCACUUACAAGAUCUAUCAUUGGGUUGUUGGGUGAUCUCGCUGAAACAUUUGGAUUACAACUAAAGGACUUUUUCUUACAAGACUGGAUCGCACAAUUGUUAAAGGAAGCUAGAACAAGCCGACACUGUGGACAGUCUACUAAAGAAACAGCACGCUGGGCUAAAGAGAUGAUCAAGCGUGCAACUCAAUAAUUAUAUAAAUACUUCUUUCUCACACUUUUUUUUUUCUUUUCUCUCUCUCUCACCUUUUAUAUAAUAUAGUGUUUAUUAUCACUUUUCUUCUUUUGUACUCAUAUACACACUUCUCCCCCUUUUUUAUUCCCCUUCAAUAUCAAAGCACAUAAAAAGACAUUGGUCUUCCCCUUUUUUUCUUUUUCCUCAAGUUUUGUUUUCCCUCUUCCCUUCUCCUCUCCCCUUUCCCUUUUUUUUUUCUCCCCUUGAUUUAACAGUGUUUUUUCAAUAAAUGUUGAGUGCGCACUGCAAAGAAAAUCACACAUACAUUGCAUUUUUG
Messenger RNA from Rhizopus microsporus ATCC 52813, 3009 nucleotides. RefSeq names its product ARM repeat-containing protein. The transcript is spliced from 16 exons. Gene Ontology annotation, cellular component: nucleus; cytoplasm. Bases 102 to 2690 code for a protein of 862 amino acids. Gene Ontology annotation, biological process: protein import into nucleus. The record is from RefSeq and is a predicted model, not a curated record. Gene Ontology annotation, molecular function: nuclear import signal receptor activity; small GTPase binding. Lineage: Eukaryota; Fungi; Mucoromycota; Mucoromycetes; Mucorales; Rhizopodaceae.